AUGAGCAACGGCACCCUACGCCUCGGUGCACAACUCACCAACUACAACUUCAACGACCUCACCCUGCGCCACACCCUGUCCAAUGGCUACAUGUGGGACUACCAUCUCCUGAUCAAGACCCGACAACUACUACACGUCUACAGCGUACACCACAACGACGGCGCGGAAAUCCUGAACUACAUGAGCGAGCCCAACACGGUUCAAGCACGACAAGAUCUUCGCCAGUCCCAACCAGACUACUGGCGCAACCGCGCGACCUUCCUCAGCAUUCACAGCCAUCUGGAGGAGUGGACGCAUCAGCUGCGGCAGUCCCGAGCCGCCUGGCACGCUGCGCGGCUACAGGUGGUCCCUCGGGUUGCUGUCCCGGCGGGGCUGCUGAAGUUGGUGCACGAGCUGGGCACUUCCAAUCUGGCAACAGGUCCCGUCGUUGUGCUCUCUGCGGACAACUUGCGCCAAUUGGUGGCAAAGCGACAGGGAGUCAACCUGUCGCAGCUGCACGUCUUUGAGGGCCCCUGGGGUGAGCUCAGCUUCUCCGAGGCGAAGGACUGGAAGGUCCUGAUGCAGGACAAUCUCAGUCUCAGUCAGAGCCUUCAGAACUUGGCCAAGAGGACCUUUGGCAGACAGCUAUGGGGCGACUCCCCGGAGUUCCACGGCGCUGCCUUCCUUCUGCACCACCAGAGGGCUCACCUGGUGUCAGCGGCACAAGUGGGCGUGGUGUCGAACGCAGCUGCUGUGGCAAAGUCUCCUGCAGAGUUCCUGAAAUGGGUUAUUGAGGAGUUCUGGGAGCAGCUUGGGAAAGACGAAAUGCUACGGCAGGAGCAGCUGAAGGAGCAGAGUUUUGACCCUGUGGACUCAGAGCCGAUGUCGAAUGAGUCGGAUGAGUCAGAUGAGUGGCAGCUCGUGGUCGUGGGCGUGUCGAGGAAAGGCGAAAUGUACACAGAUGCCUCAGAUGACGAAUAUGGCCCCAACUCAUGCCGUGACUGCCAGAUCCUGGCAGAAUGUGUCGCCCUCAUGGGAAUUUGCUCAGAGCCGGUGGUAUUUGCGAAAGAACUUGAGAGCCAGCCGGAAGGCGAUGCGUGCUUGCAAAUGGAGCUGCGAGAAAAGCUCACUAUAGCAACGACACGGAUGAAACAAAAGAAUAUCAAAAAGAUGAUGGUCUACUACGGAGGCCAUGGCGAGUCGAUUGACGAAGAUAGGACUGUGAGUUGCGAGCUUGGCCUCGUGCUGGAAGAUGAAGUCGUACGCGCCGUGGAGAUGGCGAUGUUGGAGUAUGUGUGUGCCAUCGUGCUUUUGGACUCGAGCAGAUGCUUGUCGCUUUGCCACGCAUACUCAAGCCCUCCUGACCGCAGCCCAACAAACACGUAUGUCUUCGGCUACUUCUGCCAAUUUGGGGACUGUAUGCGAGCUUCCAGCCUCGUGCCAGCUGCACUGAUGCAUAUGAUGCAGGCUGAAAAAGACGACUGUGAUAUUUCAUUUUUCUUGAUCCGGUUGAAGCGGCUGCUGCUCCACAUCACAGGUGGGCGGACCGACAUGCAAUUGGCAGGCCCCCUUCAGAGGGCUGCUGACCAGGAGUUUUUCCCAGCCGGGUGCCGCAAGCUGAAGUUGCCCUUUGAGCGCGCCAAGGUAAACGGUUUGCUGGAUGAAGAGUAUGAGGCCUUGCGGGACACGUUUGCUAUGUAUGGUCAUUGUGACUGCAUCAUGGAUAACAUGUAUCUGACUGGGGUUAUCCUUCAAGAGAUGUUGGAGGAUGCCAAGCAGAUGGUGGAGCAGGAUGGCGAAAGUCACGUGCCAGCCUCCAAACAUACGCUGAGGCACCUCAUUCCGCAGCUGGAGCGCAUUGCAAAAGUCUUCCACACAAAGAAAGAACUCUUCCGUUCUGAUUGGAGGCGAGAGUUCGAGGCGGUAGCGCUCCAGGAGGUAGGGCGCACAUCGUUUGACCACGUCCUCCAGCAACUCGAAGAAUUGACCGAGGAGUCCGAAUACCUUGGCUCUGGAUCAUCCUGGCCGCGAAUUCCAGAGGAUGUUCGCAGAUGUGUGGUGGAAGCUCGUCACAGAUAUUACCGCAAGGAAGGCGAGCAGGAUCUUAUGUCCAUUAGCCAUGUCAGUGAGGUCUUGCCGAUGUUGUCUAAAUACUUCACACCGUUGCCGCCUCUGGAUUCAGCAUCAUGCGUGCUCACAGAUGAUCUGGAAGAACAAGUAUUCAGAACAGUAUUCAUCUAUAAGCUUACCAUCCAUAUCUCUGCAUCGUGUGUGGACGGUUCUUUCUUGGUGAAUAAAAACCAACAACUGGCGCAAUUGGAUCACCUGCACAAACACUUCACGAAGAAUUACACUGAGACCAACGCGUACGAGAUUGAGAUCUGCAUUGACUUCGGCUAAAUCAUGCUGAAGCCUCCGACGUACACGCGAGCUCGUCCACUCAUGAAUCAUGAAGGGCCUUAUCUUGGUCCGUGACCAAGGAGCAUACAAAGAUCCGUGAGCGGUGACGUGGCGGAGAGGCAACGAAAAAAAGAGAGCGGUGAGCCUUUGGGCUGCGUGGCUUUUGCCUUUGGUGGAACCUGA
This is a messenger RNA of Effrenium voratum, 2562 nucleotides long. The record is from the annotation of a GenBank genome assembly. NCBI's taxonomy places the organism in Eukaryota, Dinophyceae, Suessiales, Symbiodiniaceae.